AUAGGACUUCCUGUCAACACCCUGACACGCUGACAGUGACAUACAGAGAGUAAGAAACGCAGAAGUUAAAAAAGGAAAGCACGAACUUACAGGAAUAAACUGAUGAACUGAAGAAAUAAGGACAUCCAAAUGUAAAAGACAAGAGACCUAAGAACAGUCAGAGGAAGGAGUAGCAGACAUGCCGAUGAAUUUCAGAGAGGAAGAGUCGACCCCCCUAGUGUUGAGAGACCGGGGGGGCAGCCAGAAGUCCAGUUCAAGCAUGGAAGUCGGCUUACAAGUACACAUCUACUUUUUUCCUGGCACAAAGGAAGCGACAGUGAUACAAAUUUCAUCUGGACAGAUAAGUGCAGAAAAUGUUUGCAUCCAAGCAGGAAAGAAAAGUGGAAUCUUACCAGUGUACCUGAGCCUUUUCGGUUUAGCCUCUGCAGAUCUGUCAUUUUGGUAUCCACCAUCACACAUGUUUGACUCAGACGAAAACUUGGUUGUUCAUUUUAGAGUGAGGUUUUUCUUUGGGAACUGGUUCGGCCAAGGACCAAGAACUUCAUAUCGCUACAGUCUGACAAAGGACAGAAUCAGUCUGGUGCUUGACUACAAUGUCAUAGAUUACCUUUUUGCUCAGUUGAGAAGUGACUUCAUUGCGAGUGAAGCAGGAAUCGUUCCACCUUUGAGCGCCCAGGAGGAAUGCCUCGGCCUUGCUGUGCUGGACUUGUGGAGAAUGGCUAAAGAGCGACGCCAGACUAUAAGAGAGCUCUGCAAAACUGUCAGCUAUAAAUCAUGCCUCCCCAAGUCACAUCGGCAUGAAAUCCAGAAACGAAACCGCCUGGACCGCUUUCGAAUCAGGAACACCCUUAAGCGUUUCUUGAAAAAGCUUGGCAAAUGCUCAGUGGACGAGUACAGCCUGAAGCUCAAAUACCUGAUUGAACUGGCUGGCAUCGAGCCGUCUCUCGGGAGUGAGACCUUCCGUGUCAAUCGUUCUUCCUCCCACUCAGAAGCAACUUUCACCCUUCUGCGGGUCUGUGGGGAGACAGGAAUUCAAACUGGUCAACUUGAUGGUGCCCUGGAAUGGCAGACCUUCUGUGAUUUCCAUGAAAUUGUAGACAUCAGCAUUAAGAGAAUCUUAAAUGAGAUGGUCCCACAAGACAGCAGGAUGGUAACAAUAACUCGGAAGGAUGACAGAUGCUUGGAAGCUAGUUUCCAGAGUCGCAAAGAGGCACUUUCGUUUAUGUCGCUGAUUGACGGCUAUUUCAGACUAAUCACGGACUCAAGCCAUUUCUUCUGUCAAGACAUUGCUCCACCAAGCCUUCUAGAGGGACUCAAAAACUAUUGUCAUGGCCCUAUCACAUCAGAGUUUGCAGUCAACAAGCUGAAAAGGUCAGGAUGUACAGGCGGUACCUUCCUUAUACGGCAGAGUCCAAAGAACUACAAGAACUUCUUCCUCACUGUUUGUGUUCAGACCCCUCUUGGCCUUGAUUAUAAGGACUGUCUCAUUACUAAAAAUGAGAGCUACAGCCUUCCUGGUCUCACAAAAUCAUUUUCCAGCUUGAGAGAACUCACCAACUAUUACCAACACAACAAGCUGCUGUUGGCCGAAAUACCCGUCAAGUUAACUCGCUGCUGUCCACCUCGACCCAAAGAACUCACAAAUCUCAUAAUUGUAAGAAACAGCAGCUUGUUUGAAGCUCAAGGAUCUCCAACACCUGAAAGAAACAAGUUCAGUCACAUUCAGAUCCACAUGAUCAAAUUUGGAGACCUGAACUGGGGUGACAGCCUUGGACAGGGCACCUUCACCCGAAUCUUUAAAGGCUACAAAACUGACAUCCGUGAUGGAGGAAAACACAUGACUGAAGUCAUCCUAAAGGAGCUUGAUUCUGCUUACAAGAACUGUUGGGAGUCACUCUUCGAAGCUGCCAGUUUGAUGAGCCAAAUUUCUCACAAACACCUCCUCCAUGUAUAUGGAGUCAGUGUACAUGAAUCGCAAAACAUCAUGGUUCAGGAGUUUGUCAAGUACGGAGCCCUUGACCUGUACUUGAAAAGAGGAACAUCUGUCUCAGUGAGCUGGAAACUCAGUAUAGCCAAACAGCUUGCAUGUGCACUCAACUUCCUGGAAGAGCAAAACAUUGUUCAUGGAAAUAUCUGUGCUAAAAACCUGCUGCUGGCAAGAGAAGGUGACCCCUCACUGGGCAGCACUCCCUUCAUCAAGCUGAGUGACCCGGGCAUCAGUGUGGUCAUGAUGGGAAAUGAUGUUAUUCUGGAUAGGAUUCCCUGGGUGGCUCCUGAGGUGCUUGAUGCCCCAGAUAAUCUGACACUCGAGUGCGAUAAGUGGAGCUUUGGUGCCACUUUGUGGGAAAUCUUCAACGAUGGAAACUCCCCAUUGAGAGGCUGGAACUUAGAUCAGAAGAGGAAUUUUUAUGAGAACAUGCAUCAGCUGCCUCCUUCCCAGUGGACAGAGUUAGCAGAUCUGAUCACUCAGUGCAUGGACUAUGACGCCUCCUUCAGACCAUCGUGUCGCAGUAUCAUCCGUCAGCUCAACAGUCUCAUCACAUCAGAUUACGUAAUACUUCACGCUACUGAACCGGUGACACAGAGCCCCAUGUCCAAAGCUCUCAACCUUGUUCCACAUGAUCAAACACUGUUUGAGGAAAGACACUUAUGCUACAUCUCCCCACUGGGAAAAGGAAACUUUGGGUGUGUUGAGCUUUGUCGCUACGACCCUUUGGGUGAUAACACUGGUGAGCUUGUGGCUGUGAAGAAGCUCCAGCAUAACAAAGGUUCCAAUCUAGAGGAUUUCCAGAAGGAGGUUAAAAUGCUCAGUGUUUUACAUUGUGACUACAUCGUCAAGUACAGAGGAGUCUGCUACAGCAUGGGUCGCCUUAGCAUGAGCUUAGUGAUGGAAUAUCUUCCGUAUGGCAGCCUUAAUGGCUAUGUGUGGACUAACCGUCAUAACAUCACCACCAGGCGGAUGCUGCUUUUUUCUUCUCAGAUUUGUAAGGGAAUGGAGUACUUGCAGACGCAGCGUUAUGUCCACAGAGACCUUGCAGCAAGAAAUAUUCUUGUUGCCAAUGAGUUGCUGGUGAAAAUUGCCGAUUUUGGACUGACGAAGGUCCUUCCCUUUGAUAAGGAGUACUACCGCCUCUCACAGCCUGGACAGAGCCCCCUCUUCUGGUUAGCUCCAGAGUGCCUUAAUGAAAAUAAAUUUUCCCACAAAUCAGAUGUCUGGAGUUUCGGGAUUGUUCUCCAUGAGCUCUUCUCCUACUGUGAUAAUAGCAUCAAUCCCAAAAGACUUUGUUUGCAGGAGAUUGGAGAAAAUGUUCAAGGUACAUCUCUUUCAAUGCACCUGGCAAACAUGCUGGCGAGCAACUGGAGGUUGCCAGCUCCUCCAAGAUGCCCUCUGCAGGUCUACAGUUUGAUGAAGGACUGCUGGACGUAUGACUUUGACAAGCGUCCGUCUUUCUCUGACCUGUCAAAAAAGGUUGAAAACAUGAUCCAGGAUGACAGAUAAAACCCAAAAGGCUGAGAAAGAGGCCUUGCUGAACCACACAGACAGUGUUUAACAGCAGCAGUAUUGAAUUAUACAUUUUAUUUAUUGUCUUCCUAAGCAGUAUUUCCUUUACUUUUGUUCUUUCCUGUAUUUGGAAGCCUGUGGAUACUUGGUAAUAAGUAAUGGGAUCGUAUACAUUGGUUUCAGUGAAAGCAGCAAAAGUUAAUGUACAGCUUUUUAAUGCUCCUUAACACAUCAUAUUGCUGGGAUGUUUUAUUAUUAUUUUUUUUUUACAUACAAAGCUGUAGGAGCAACUUUCAAUGCAUAGAUAUGGAUUUAAUUUCAAUAUAAGUGCUUUGAUAAAUAAUAAUUAUUUCUAAUCUCUGCAGAUACUUUGUAGUUGUAGCAUUUGACAAGUACUGACAGUUUGGCUUAAAAUAUAUCUAUGUGUAGAGUUUCUCAAAGGUUUCUUUAGUGUCACUGAAUAUCCUCUGACAUUUACUUGUAAAUGGUUAACUUCAAAGUAAGUCAAAUCCCCUCUUAGCAAUGCCAUUUAAUUAAAUUAAUCUAAUCAUAGCUUUUAUAUAUUUUUGCUUUCUUUAAAAGAUCUGACAGAAUCACAGAGUAAUCUAAUUGUCAUUAGUAAUAUGGAUAAAUAAUUCAUCUUUUUAAGGCUAUUUCUAAAUUCAAAAUAAGCAAAUAUGUAAAUAUCUUCAGGCAGAACAUUUCAAUAGAUUAUUUAAAAAAUUGUAAAAACACCAAAAUGUAGGAAAUGAUGAUUUUGUCGAUCUCAUUGUUGAUAGAGAAAAUUUGUUAAAGAUCAUCUAAUGUGUUUCAGAGAUUUGAUUGCAGGUAAAAUAGUUUUCAGGUUUUAUUAAUAUUAUUGCUUUAUAUAAAUAUAUAAUUUAGUAUAACAAUGAUUUUCAUUUAUGCUGUUUGUUGCCUUGUGUUUGAACCGAUUUGCUGAGUAAAUAUUCUUUUUGUCCUCUUGAUUCUUUGUUUCUUUCAUAAAAACAAAUUUGAAUAAACCUUCUGAUGUACAUUUUGUCUUGAAAUUUAAUUAAAGAUAAGU
This is a messenger RNA of Xiphophorus maculatus (southern platyfish), 4550 nucleotides long. It is a transcript of the gene jak3, whose product is annotated as Janus kinase 3. Lineage: Eukaryota; Metazoa; Chordata; Actinopteri; Cyprinodontiformes; Poeciliidae. The record is from RefSeq and is a predicted model, not a curated record. Gene Ontology annotation, cellular component: cytoskeleton; membrane; cytosol. The transcript is spliced from 25 exons. Gene Ontology annotation, biological process: cell differentiation; hemopoiesis; intracellular signal transduction. Bases 179 to 3499 code for a protein of 1106 amino acids. Gene Ontology annotation, molecular function: non-membrane spanning protein tyrosine kinase activity; cytokine receptor binding; ATP binding.